AUGGCUACGACGCAAGAGCUAACCGACCAGAUACGAGAGCUCCAAGCCCAAUGGGAAGCGCUACGUGUGGGUGUUUCGGUGCCACCAAGUGGUCCUCGUCUUUCCACACAGCGCAUAGCGAUUCACUUGCCGAAGUUCACUCGCGCGAAUCCACAUCUAUGGUUUGCACAAGUAGAACGUUCUUUUCGUCUGCAUGGCAUUAACGAAGAUUUUGAUAAAUUCGAUCUGGUAACAGUGCAGUUGGAAGAGGAAGUUUUGCUAGCCGUAGAGGAUCUGGUUGCGUGCCCACCGGCAUCGGAGAAAUAUGAGGUUCCCAAGAAGCGGUUACUGGAGAAGUUCGCAGAAUCUCCAGAAUCGAAGCUGCGUCGGUUGUUGCAAGGUGGAGGUACAGCAGGCUUGAAGCCAUCCGAGUCGAUUCGACCACUUCUAACAGUGUGGGAAGAAACUGAUCUGCAUAAGCUUGCGAAAAUUGCAGAUAAGAUGCUCGAGGCCAUUGGUACAAACACUACGUUUGCAGUAGCAUCAACACCACCGAAAGUACCCGACGAAGCUGUAAAUGUUGUAGCACCAGCUGGUGCCUCCAAGAAUAUCAACGAUUCGGUUCGUUUACUUACGCAAAAAGUGGACAGCUUACAGAACGAUAUCAAACGUUUACAGUCUGUCAACCGCUCUCAAAAUCGGCCACGUAGCCGUACACGUAGCCAGUCUCCUGGUCCUGGUCAACCAUCUCGGCAAACAGAUGGGCAUAGGGAUAGACUCUGUUACUACCACCAAAAGUUCGGCGAUGCUGCCCGAAAGUGUCGACCCCCUUGUACGCGUUCUUCGUUAAACUAG
Rhagoletis zephyria (snowberry fruit fly) is the source of this 834-nucleotide messenger RNA. RefSeq lists its product as uncharacterized. Lineage: Eukaryota; Metazoa; Arthropoda; Insecta; Diptera; Tephritidae. The record is from RefSeq and is a predicted model, not a curated record.